AUGUCCCCCCCUGGCUCGGCCGCGGGAGAGAGCGCCGGCGGCGGCGGCGGCGGUGGCGGCCCCGGGGUCCCGGAAGAGCCCGCGGCGGCGGCAGCGGCAGCGGCGGACGAGGGCCCCGCCCGAGAGGAGCAGCGUCCCAUCCAGCCCUCUUUCACCAAGUCCCUCUGCCGUGAGUCCCACUGGAAGUGCCUGCUGCUCUCGCUGCUCAUGUACGGCUGUCUGGGGGCUGUGGCCUGGUGCCACGUAACCACGGUGACCCGCCUCACCUUCAGCAGCGCCUACCAGGGCAACAGCCUCAUGUACCACGACAGCCCCUGCUCCAACGGCUAUGUCUACAUCCCCCUGGCCUUCCUGCUCAUGCUGUACGCCGUCUACCUGGUGGAGUGUUGGCAUUGCCAAGCCCGCCAUGAGCUGCAGCACCGUGUUGAUGUGAGCAGCGUGCGGGAGCGUGUGGGCCGCAUGCAGCAGGCCACGCCCUGUAUCUGGUGGAAGGCCAUCAGCUACCACUAUGUCCGCCGCACCCGCCAGGUCACCCGAUACCGCAAUGGAGACGCCUACACCACCACCCAGGUCUACCAUGAGCGCGUCAACACGCACGUGGCCGAGGCCGAGUUCGACUACGCGCGCUGCGGCGUCCGCGACGUGUCCAAGGCGCUGGUGGGGCUGGAGGGCGCGCCGGCCACGCGCCUGCGCUUCACCAAGUGCUUCAGCUUCGCCAGCGUGGAGGCCGAGAACGCCUACCUGUGCCAGCGCGCGCGCUUCUUCGCCGAGAACGAGGGCCUGGACGACUACAUGGAGGCGCGCGAGGGCAUGCACCUCAAGAACGUGGACUUCCGCGAGUUCAUGGUGGCCUUCCCGGACCCAGCGCGGCCGCCGUGGUACGCCUGCUCGUCGGCCUUCUGGGCCGCGGCGCUGCUCACGCUGUCGUGGCCGCUGCGCGUGCUGGCCGAGUACCGCACGGCCUACGCGCACUACCACGUGGAGAAGCUCUUCGGCCUGGAGGGCCCGGGCUCGGCGAGCAGCGCGGGCGGCGGCCUGAGCCCCAGCGACGAGCUGCUGCCGCCGCUCACGCACCGCCUGCCGCGGGUCAACACGGUGGACAGCACGGAGCUCGAGUGGCACAUCCGCUCCAACCAGCAGCUGGUGCCCAGCUACUCGGAGGCGGUGCUCAUGGACCUGGCGGGGCUGGGGGCGCGCUGCGCGGGGGCGGCGGGCGGCGGCUACGGGCCGGCGUGCCGCUACGGCGGGGUGGGCGGCCCGGGCGCGGCGGGCGUGGCCCCCUACCGGCGCAGCUGCGAGCACUGCCAGCGCGCCGUCAGCAGCUCGUCCAUCUUCUCGCGCAGCGCGCUCAGCAUCUGCGCCAGCCCGCGGGCCGGCCCGGGGCCCGGGGGCGGCCCGGGCUGCGGGGGCAGCCGCUUCUCGCUCGGCCGCCUCUACGGCUCGCGGCGCAGCUGCCUGUGGCGCAGCCGGAGCGGGAGCGUCAACGAGGCGAGCUGCCCCACCGAGCAGACGCGCCUGUCGAGCCAGGCCAGCAUGGGGGACGACGAGGACGACGACGAGGAGGAGGAGGCCGGGCCGCCGCCGCCCUACCACGACGCCCUCUACUUCCCGGUGCUCAUCGUGCACCGGCAAGAGGGGUGCCUGGGCCACAGCCACCGGCCGCUGCACCGCCACGGCUCCUGCGUAGAGACCUCACUGUGACCUCGGCCCGGCCCGGCCAGGCCCGCCGGCCUCCCUCCCGCCCCCCGCCAGACUGUGCUCCUCGCGCGCAGCGGGGGGAGUCGUGAUGCUGACUGGGGCUGUGCUGGGCACGGCGCGGGGAGCGGGCGGCGAGGGGGCGCGCGGGGCGGACCCCGUGGGCUCCGGACCCCCGCCUUUCCUGAACAGAAAGAGACCGGCGACGGCGACGGCUGGGAAGGGGAGUGGCGGCUCCGGAGCACCCCCCCCCCCCCGGGCCCGGUGGGCUCUGCCAGCCCCGCCCCUGCGUUUCCAGGGGGCGCCUCCCUUUCCUACACGCACACUCGAGAUUUCCCGUCCAGCCUUUCAAUGGAUCUUCUGUUAGUGGCGACUGUUCUGUGGCACCGCGUGGGGCCCGUCUCCAGGGCGAGGCCUUCGCUGUGCAGCUGGGGAGGUUGCGAGGCGCGGGGAAGGGAGAUUGGAGCUUUCCUUCCACCGCUGCCUGGCCCCACCGGGGCCUCUCUCUCUGCGGAGGGGUGGUGGUUUGGGGAACACCAGGGCUGGCUUCCAACCAGCUAAUGAAUUCAGUGGGUCUGAGGCCGGAGCCAGAUGUCAGCCUCGAUGCUCCAGCUCAAAACCGUGCAAAUGUUGCUAUUCUCUUCUUGGCGCUGGCCCCAAACAUCGGGGUUUCCUUUCUGCCCCUCCCUCCACCGCUGUUUAUCUUGCUGGGUCCCUCGAGUGUGGGUCCUGGAGGGACUGUGCUCACACCACAGCCGUCACUCUGCUCCCUUCCCUCUUGCUCUCUGGCCCCAAGGAGCAGUUGCCCAGGGGGGAGGGAGGCAAAAUGAGGGGAUGUGUCUCAAUCCUGUCUCUGAACUCUGCAGCCUCCCGGCAGCAGCGACCUAACCCGGGCUCUGGGAGGGCUCGCCCUUCAGAGGGGGGUGCGAUACUCCCCAGGGCACCUUCAUUAAAGCUGGUCAUGGUGAAUGGGUGGAAAGAGGGAGAGACAGACCUGGGUGACAAAGGGGAGCUCUCGCCGCCGGUGGGAGUCAAAAGAGGAGAGGGCAGCAGAGGGAGACAGAAAGGACUUCCAAAGGUGGGGGGUUGUCUGGGGCGACUCUUGCCUUCCCCAGACUUGUGGGAGGUGGUGUGAAGAGCCGUUGUCCCCACACAUUACCUCUGCAGGGCUGAGAAUGUGCUCACAAGCCCCAACUGGAGAAAUACUCAAUUCCAGUGGCAGGGUCCGAGGCAGGAAUUCUCCAAAUCUUGCCUGACCCCGGUGUCCUUCCCUAUCCCAUGAGCUGAAGCCCUGCAGUGUAUCCCAGGGUCUUCAAAGGGGCACCCUGCCACCACCCAAGGGCACUGGCCCCACGUCCUGUUCUCGUAAAGCUCUGACACCGCCUUUUCUCCCCGACCACUCCCACCCUGAUGCGCUUCAGUGUGCAUGUCUGUGUACAACCAACCCCCUGCCCUCUCAACUCCCCUGGCUAAAGUUUUCCCAGCAGACUCAGUGCCCAGGGAUUGAGCUCACAUUUCAAGCUGGAGAGGAUCACCCUUGGGCCGCCAACAUCGCUCAUCCCUGAUGCUCCUCACUUUGCCUGAGCCUUCAGAGCUCCUCCUUCCCCUCCUUCAGCCUCCUCGCCCAUCCUCCUUCAGCCUAGCCAGGACUACACCUGCCAAGGGCAUGACUGCCACCUAUGCAACAUCUUCUCUGGCUUUCCUUCCCCCUUUCCUGGGGGGCUUAGGAGGUACAGACUGUGGGGACACCAUGGCCCAUGGCCCAUUGGGGUUGAGCUUUACUUUCCCUGUGGCGAUGGCAGAGUGGGAAAGGCAGAGGAGGCCAGGGAAGGGGUGGCUUGGGCCAGAGGGAAUGGCUGCCCACUAGGUUUCCCUGGGCAGCGGUGGCCACCUGCCUGCCAGCACGAAACCUGCCUGGCCCCUGAGUCUGUGCUCCUUGGGGGCCUGGCAUUUGGAGCACCUCUCUUUUUGAAUGGACAUCUGUGAGGUACAGGUGGUGAGCUGUGGCCGCAGGCCCCGGUUCUCCGCCAGCUGGCACCUGGAUGUCGUGCUCUUGUGUGAAGGCAGCCCAGCCACUUCACGACUCCAAGGAGGGAGGGACUCCGCUCCUUCUCUCUCAGGUCCAUUCCUGACACAGAACCUGAGCUAGGAGGAGGGGACAGGGCGAGGGGGGGGGGCUAUUAUUAUUUUUGCCUGUAUUGACUGUGUCUGCCUAGGUCUUAACACAGACGGCCUCACCUUCCACACAUGCACAGACUUAGAGAGAAACCAAUUCUUUGGUCUAUUUUCUUGGUAGCUUUAUUGAUUGCCAGGGAAAACGAAAACCAGAAAAUUAAUUAAUCUCUAAAAUUAAACUUUACACUGAAUGUUCUUGUUUCUCUAAUUAGAACCUCUGCUAGCAGCUGUGGCUAUGUACACACACUCACACACACCCUCACAUCUACACGUUUGCACUCCAGAACUGUCAGAGGGUGUCAGGCACAAGACAGACUUCAGGUUGCCCAGACAGGCACACAAGUGCAGUCACUCCCAAGCCCCCUUUGGUGCUCUGCUCUGCGCUGCUUGUUGGAAGGAGUCCCUGAAAACAGGCACCCCCAGGCUGUGGCUGCAGCCCCAUGACCCAUCCUUUGGAAAGACCACAGUUCUGGAGGCUCUGGGUCUCUCAGUGGGAGGAGGAUGGAGGACAAGGCUCAGCCUGGAUCUAUCAGGUCCUCUUGUGGCCCCGUGGGCUGAUGUGGCUCCUGUGGGCAGCCGCAGAAGGACAGGGACUCAUGGAGGGCACCCGGAAGGCUCCUUUUGUGCUGGGAACAAGGGCUUGUGGGGUGGGCUGGGCCUGGCUGGGGAGAAGACAGUAUCUGUCAAUUGGGUGCAUCACACUGUGGCCUUUCUGUCGUGGAUUUCCAAGCGCAAAGAUUGUACAAAUCAAACUGGUGGAUAAUAAAGUUGCAGAUGACUCACUGA
This is a messenger RNA of Canis lupus familiaris (dog), 4656 nucleotides long. RefSeq names its product transmembrane protein 151B (gene TMEM151B). The coding region runs from base 1 to 1701 and encodes 566 amino acids. The record is from RefSeq and is a predicted model, not a curated record. The transcript is spliced from 3 exons. NCBI's taxonomy places the organism in Eukaryota, Metazoa, Chordata, Mammalia, Carnivora, Canidae.